Anthostomella pinea is the source of this 315-nucleotide messenger RNA. Lineage: Eukaryota; Fungi; Ascomycota; Sordariomycetes; Xylariales; Xylariaceae. The record is from the annotation of a GenBank genome assembly.
AUGAUCCUGCGGCAGUCUGUCAUACGUCACGCCGACGUCUCCAUGAUUACUAUGACCUGGGAGCCAACCUCAGUAUUUCCCAUCGCUGACUUCCAGAAUGUGCAGGAAUUCACCCAUUGGAACAGGCUGUAUGAUUGGCAGAAGGAGCGGUCCCGGGAUCUGAUGGAGCUGGGUGUGCUGGUGGAUCCGUAUCUCGGUGUGCCGUUCCGAGAGGGACGUUAUCAUGGAGUCGGGGCAGCCGACCAGGACCAUGCUAUUGGGUCGGAGGGCGCGGAUGAGUUGAUGGCGAUGGGAGUCCUGCCAGCUCAUGGAUAG